Drosophila suzukii is the source of this 664-nucleotide messenger RNA. RefSeq names its product leptin receptor gene-related protein. Gene Ontology annotation, cellular component: endosome. The record is from RefSeq and is a predicted model, not a curated record. Lineage: Eukaryota; Metazoa; Arthropoda; Insecta; Diptera; Drosophilidae. Gene Ontology annotation, biological process: late endosome to vacuole transport via multivesicular body sorting pathway.
AGGCUGUUGACGGUCCCACUAAUGAACUGGUUCUCCCGCAACUACACAUCUGAGUCAUUUUUAGAGGCGACAAAGGAAAAAUUAUAAACAAAUACAAUGGCCACCUUAAAGGCCUCAUCAUAUGUGCAUUUUUGUCUUGCAUGGGCCUGACUUUCCUGAUCCUGGCCUGCGCCGUCCCGACGCCCAAGAUAUUCUAUCCCUUCUUCGUCCUGCUCUUCUACGCACUGUCCGUUCUCCCGGUGUUCAUUGCCAAGAGGACGACCCCGGGCACUGAGACCAACCCGAAGUCGGAGUUCGCCCUCUUCCUCACCGCGGGCAUGGUGCUGAGCGCCUUCGCCCUGCCCAUCGUCCUCGCCCACGCGUCGGUGAUCACCUGGACGGCGGGUAUCCUGACGAUAAUAAGCAACAUUAUCAACUACGGCACCAUUUUCGGAUACGCCAUGCGAGAUGAGGAGCCCUAUGGCUCAAUGUUCUAAGGGAGAUCCAUAGUAUAGAGGCACUUUACGCCCAGUAACCGGCUCAGAAGGAUCGCUCCCGAGGUUACUGGCCUUUAUCCGUAAGCACGCAUGCUGUUCGCUUCUUCGCAGUCAUCAGCCAAUCUCAUUUAAUCAAGUGUAUCCAGAUAACAUAAACGAAAAAGAAAUAAACAGACGUAGUAAAUUUA